This is a messenger RNA of Sorex fumeus (smoky shrew), 1428 nucleotides long. RefSeq names its product delta like non-canonical Notch ligand 1 (gene DLK1). Gene Ontology annotation, biological process: establishment or maintenance of epithelial cell apical/basal polarity; heterophilic cell-cell adhesion. The transcript is spliced from 5 exons. Gene Ontology annotation, cellular component: plasma membrane; protein-containing complex. Lineage: Eukaryota; Metazoa; Chordata; Mammalia; Eulipotyphla; Soricidae. The record is from RefSeq and is a predicted model, not a curated record. Bases 167 to 1279 code for a protein of 370 amino acids. Gene Ontology annotation, molecular function: calcium ion binding.
GGCAGCAGUGGAGGGCGCUACACGACCCCCGACGCAGCCCUGGCUGUCCCCUCGCCGCGCGCUGUCCGCGCCCCCUUCCGCGUGCGCAGCCAGAAGCCCAGCGCGGCGCCCGGAGCCGGACCUGCGCCAGCGCCGCUCCCGGGACCGCGACCCCGGCCGCCCCGCGAUGACCGCGACCGCAGCCCUCCUGCCCGCCCUCCUGCUCCUGCUGGCUUCCGGGCCCACUGCCCAUGGAGCUGAAUGUCACCCGGCCUGCCACCCCCAAAACGGAUUUUGCCACGAUGACAACGUCUGCAGGUGCCAUCCCGGCUGGCAGGGACCCCUGUGCGACCAGUGCGUGACCUUUCCUGGCUGUGCUCAUGGGUUCUGCGUGAGCCCCUGGGAGUGUAUGUGCGAGGACGGCUGGGAAGGGGACCUCUGUGAUGCAGAUGUCCGGGGCUGCAUCUCGGCUCCCUGUGCCAACAACGGGACCUGCGUGAACAUGGAGAAGGGCAAUUACGUGUGCUCGUGUGUCCCUGGAUUCUCGGGGAGAGACUGCGGGACCAAGGCCGGGCCCUGCGUCAUCAACGGUUCCCCUUGCCAGCACGGAGGCACCUGUGUGGACGAUGACGGCCGGGCCCCCCAUGCCUCCUGCCUGUGCCCCCCUGGCUUCUCAGGCAAUUUCUGCGAGAUCGUGGCCAGCAGCUGCACCCCGAACCCGUGCGAGAACCGGGGCAUCUGCACCGACAUCGGGGGCGACUUCCGCUGCCGCUGCCCAGCCGGCUUCAUGGACAAGACCUGCAGCCGCCUGGUGAGCACCUGCGCCGCGGCGCCCUGCCUGCACGGCGGCACCUGCGUGCGCCACGGCCCGGUGAGGUUCGAGUGCGUGUGCACGCCCGACUUCACGGGGCCCCUGUGCGGCCGCCGCCGGGCCCCGGGCACGUCACCCGCCACGCGCCGGCCCCCGCCGCCCCCGCAGGCCGAGCACCACGUCCUCAAGGUGUCGGUGAAGGAGCUCAAGCCCAGCGCGCCGCUGCUGUCCGAGGGCCAGACCAUCUGCUUCACCGUGCUGGGCGUGCUGGCCGGCCUGCUGCUGGCCGCCGCGCUGGGCGUCGUCUUCUACCACAAGUGCGAGGGCUGGAUGGGCCACCUGCGCCACCACCGCCUGCUGCACAAGAAGCAGAACCCGCUGCUGCAGUACAGCAGCGGGGACGACCUGGCGGUCAACAUCAUCUUCCCCGAGAAGGGGGACGCCGUGGCCUUCCACAAGGAGCCGGCCGCGGAGGCCGACGAGAUGUGAGCCGCGUGCCCGGCGGCCCGGCGCUGGUCGGGGGCGUGCGCGGUGCGCGCUGCUGGCGCUCCGUGCUCCUCUUGCUGUGGGAGUUUGUGCUGUGCUGUGUCCCCUCCGGCGGGAGCUACCUGGCCCUGUACCCCCUCUGCGCGGCCGUG